AUGGCUUUUUCUCGAUUUGCUUCCUUUAGUCCAUUGGCUGCAACACUAAAUAUUCCACAAAACAAUGAUUCCAGUCGUCCCAUGAAUCUUCCGAUAAACAAACAAAGCAUUAUUCUUCGAGAUCUUCCAUUGCUUCCCACUCCCUUAAAACCUCACCAUUAUAACAUCAACCAAGCUACCAUUUUCACAAAUAAUAGUGGGCAUGAAGAUCCAGCUAAAUUGAGGAUUUUAAAGCAUGUUUUGAGAGAAGUAGGAGAUCCUUGGGAAUGUUUGAACCUAAUUGAUGCAGCCCAGCGCCUUGGCAUUGACAACCAUUUCCAAGAGGAGAUUGAAGCUGUUCUUCAGACGCAAUACGUGUUAUUUAAUGCAGCUUCAUCUCGUAAUAAUGAUCUUCAUAAGGCUGCUCUUCUUUUUCGACUUUUCAGACAACAAGGUUACCAAGUCUCUCCAGUGUUCAAAAAUUUCUUGGACAAGGAGGGAAAGUUCCACGAAAAACUAAGAGAAGAUAUCAAUGGGCUGACGAGUUUAUACGAAGCUUCACAGUUAUGCAUGCAUGGAGAUGAGAUACUUGAAGAAGCUGAAAAUUUCAGCAGGCAUUGGCUAAAUGCUAGGGUUGCGCAUGUGGAUCAUCAUGUGGCCACUUUUGUGCAUAAUACUUUAGCUCAUCCUCAUCAUAAAAGUAUGGCGCAGUUCAUGGUGCCCAACUAUUUUGGAGAUAUUCAAUGGGGAAAUAAAUGGAUUAAUAUUUUGCAAGAUGCUGCAAAAAUCGAGUUUUAUGCAACUCAAAGAUUACACCAAAACGAAAUUGCUCAAUUUUUAAAAUGGUGGAAAGAAACAGAUUUGGCGAAAGAGUUGAAUUUUGCUAGAGAUCAACCAAUCAAAUGGUACAUGGCUUCGCUGGUUUGUCUCACAGAUUCCUACUUUUCCGAACAGAGAGUUGAACUAGCAAAAUCCAUCUCUUUUGUAUAUCUCAUUGAUGAUCUUUUUGAUGUCUUCGGAACUCACGAUGAACUCACUCUGCUCACAGAAGCUGUCCACAGAUGGGACUUGGCUGCUGCCAAAGGAUUACCAGAUUGCAUGCGAAUUUGUUUAAGAUCUCUGUUUGAAGUUACAAAUGAAAUAAGCUACAAGAUCUAUCAAAAGCAUGGUUGGAAUCCUAUUGGCUCCCUCAAAAAAGCGUGGGCUAAAUUAUGCAAGACAUUUUUAGUGGAAGCAGAAUGGUUGAGUUGUGGACAUUCACCGAGUGCAGAAGAAUAUCUGAGAAAUGGAAUUGCGAGCACCGGCAUCCCCGUUAUUUUAGUACACGUUUUCUUUCUGAUAGGCCAACAAAUAAGCAACGAAACUGUGCAACUUUUGGAAGAUGAUUUAGAUAUUGUUUCAUCCAGUGCUGCAGUACUGCGGCUUUGGGAUGAUAUGGGAACUGCCCAGGAUGAGAAGCAAGAGGGGCGUGAUGGGUCGUAUUUAGAAUGCUAUAUGAAGGAGCAUCCAAGUGUGUCUUGUGAAAGCACACAACAACAUGUUAUGAAGAAGAUUUGUGAAGCAUGGAAGACUCUUAACAGAGAAUACUUAUUAUCCAAAACAUUUCCUUCCAAGUUCACACAAGCUUCUCUCAAUGUGGCAAGGGCAGUUCCUUUGGCGUAUAAUUAUGGCAGAAACCGAUCCAUUAUGACUAUGGAAAAUAUUGUGGAAAAUUUGUUCUUUCAUGGUAUGGAGAAGAUCGCAGCCUUGAAUAGGUUCGUGUCAAGAUCGACGGACAAGUGUCUUUCGUUCUUCAAAGUUCUUAGGAAGAAGGGACCGUUUGAAUGGACGGAAGAGUGUGAGCAAGCGCUAGGGCAGUUAAAAGACUAUCUCUACUCGGCACCUCUACUCGCAAAGCCAUUACCAGGGGAAAAACUCCAUUUGUACCUAGCGGUAUCUGCUAGCGCCGUCAGCUCGGCACUGAUCAAGCAGGAGGGUGCGAGUCAAAACCCCGUUUAUUACACCAGUAAGGCCAUGACCGAGGCUGAGACCAGAUAUCCCCAAAUGGAGAAGCUGGCCCUCGCUUUAGUCACCUCAGCCCGAAGACUUAGGUCGUACUUUCAGGCGCACACUGUUAGUGUACUUACAAAUUUACCCCUCAAGAACAUCUUCCUUAAGCCUGAAACUUCAGGACGUCUGAUGAAGUGGGCAUUGGAAUUAAGCGAGUACGACAUCCAAUUCGAGCCCAGAACUGCAUUAAAAGGGCAAGCAGUGGCCGAUUUUAUCGCAGAGCUCACUCCACCACCUCCUUCAGCCAAGUCCGACCUCCCGUGGACGAUCUACGUUGAUGGAUCUUCCAACGAGAGGGGGUGCGGGGCAGGAAUCCUCUUGCUCGCACCAGGAGGUGAGCGAUUCGAGUAUGCUCUUCGAUUCAACUUUCGGACGUCAAAUAAUGAGGCCGAGUAUGAAGCACUCCUAGCAGGCCUGCGCGUUGCCAAAUGA
Messenger RNA from Momordica charantia (bitter melon), 2460 nucleotides. The record is from RefSeq and is a predicted model, not a curated record. Lineage: Eukaryota; Viridiplantae; Streptophyta; Magnoliopsida; Cucurbitales; Cucurbitaceae.